This is a messenger RNA of Carassius auratus (goldfish), 1789 nucleotides long. It is a transcript of the gene snap47, whose product is annotated as synaptosome associated protein 47. Gene Ontology annotation, cellular component: plasma membrane; SNARE complex. Gene Ontology annotation, biological process: exocytosis; synaptic vesicle fusion to presynaptic active zone membrane; synaptic vesicle priming. Lineage: Eukaryota; Metazoa; Chordata; Actinopteri; Cypriniformes; Cyprinidae. Gene Ontology annotation, molecular function: syntaxin binding; SNAP receptor activity. The coding region runs from base 276 to 1535 and encodes 419 amino acids. The transcript is spliced from 6 exons. The record is from RefSeq and is a predicted model, not a curated record.
GCGCUAAAACGAUCACUGCUGCGUUCAGCUGUGUUUACAUCGCUACGACGCGACAGGGAAACGGAGUUUGAUAUUUCGUUUUCACAUUUCUUUAUUUAGGGCGUUGUAUUAAACGUUAACGACAAACACUGAUGCGGAACAGUAAAUGUCUCGCAACUGACAACGUUGCGUAGAGAUGUUAUUGCUUUAAUGCGUAAAAUCCGUCACACGCUGCUGUAGCUGUCACUUGAAAGUCAACAUAAUCCUAAAAGGUGGGCUUCCUAAUUCAUAAAAAGAUGAGCCAGGAGGCAUCCAUCCAUAGCUGGCCCGGCUCUUAUUACAUCAACAGCGAGAAACGCUGGGCCAGCGGCAUCCUCUCCUUAUCUCGCACCACCCUUCGCUUCAACUCCGAGCCGAAUCAGGAGAAUCUGAUCAGCCUGAGGCUCUCCCGCAUCAUGGAGAUCAAGAUGGAGUCGUCCAGCUUCGUUUUCAGUGCUCUUACUGUGUUGGAGCAGGGAAACAUCAAGCACUGGUUUGGCUCUCUCAAGCCUUGCCGUACUGUGGUUUACCACGUGCUAGAGCACUUCUGGAGGGAGCGGCUGCUGUCACCCACAGAGCCCCGUGGAGCUGAGGCUGCUCUCAGUAAGGGCCAGGAGCUGAUCAGCCUGAUAUCUGGAGCCCAGCGGAGGCUGGAGGACACUGGGAAAGUCCUGAACCACCAGGGAGAGCAGUUUGACAACAUGAUGCAAGGCCUGGACAAGAUCGAGUCAGACCUGAGCGUGGCAGAUAAACUUCUCUCUGAACUUGAGUGUCCUUCUUGGUGGCCUUUUGGCAAGCUGCCAUGGAAGAGCCACCAGCAGGCCAAGUCUGAGGCAGCAGCCAAAGCGGCCUGCGCUAAAGGUCCGGCCAAGGGCCAAAAAGUCAUAACCAGCAUUCCAGCUAUUGUCUCCCAUGUUGGAAGCUCUGGAACCAUGAAACCAGGUAGCCUUGUAGUGUUGGUCUCCUCUCUGGAGCUUCGAGAUGCAAACGGACAGCUCCUCCAUUGCUUUGAGAAGGAAGAGGUGGAUGAUGUGUAUGUGCACAGCCCCUACGAGAUCAGUGUUCGGCAACGCUUCAUCGGGAAACCUGACAUCUGUUUCCGAAUUCUCUCUGCCAGGAUGAUUGAAGCUUUAUCUGUACUGGAGAUGCAGUAUAAGAAGAAAGUUGAGAUCACACGUGACUAUGCAGAAUUUCAGGCAACUUUGGCAAACACUACAGGAAGUCCAGAAGGUGGAGGAAACCCUUGGAGUGCAGGUCAUGGGCAGGAUGUGGAGGUGCCAGUGGAGGUGUCUGCUGGGGAACUCACACAGCUGCAACUUCAAGUGCUUCAGCCCACUGUAACUGAAGCAGAGGCACAGGAGCUAAGACAGAUGCUCCAGCAGCUGAAGAAUCUAGCCCUGGAGGCUGAGACCGAGCUGGAGCGUCAAGACGAAGCUCUGGAUGAACUGAGCUGUUCUGCUGACCGCAACACCAUGAACAUUAACAGACACACUCGCCGCAUGAGGAAACUACUUUGAACUUAAUGUCACCAGAUAAAUGGUCCACAUGGAUCUGUAACCAGUGUCAUUUUGCAUGGCUUAGCAACUUCACCCCACUGGAAGGAAACAAAGGAGAGCACUACGGCAGAUUUUAAACACUGUAAUCAAUUUACGGUUGUUGUGUAAAUUGUGACAUUUCAACAUUUCACAAGCUUUUGUACAUUAUCAACCCUUUAACAGUAAUGCACUAGAAUCCUGCUUUGUCAUUGUUUCAUGUGUGGUAAUUAAAUUUU